This is a messenger RNA of Nicotiana tabacum (common tobacco), 3107 nucleotides long. RefSeq lists its product as uncharacterized. Gene Ontology annotation, molecular function: alpha-L-arabinofuranosidase activity. The record is from RefSeq and is a predicted model, not a curated record. NCBI's taxonomy places the organism in Eukaryota, Viridiplantae, Streptophyta, Magnoliopsida, Solanales, Solanaceae. Gene Ontology annotation, biological process: L-arabinose metabolic process.
GGGUUUUGAUUUUCUUGGUUUUUUCUGCUCACUGUGUUUUGGUUCCUUUUGCUUUCACUUGUGGCAAAAAAUAUCUAGCUGUGGAUAAUUUUUGUUAUACAAGAAAAACAAUUCUUGCCUUUCACGGGACUUUGGUAUUUUGGUUGGUUCAAUUGUCAACAUUCUUUAUUGAUUGAUUGCUAUAAAUUGGUGGGGUUGGUUUUGCUCUCUUAUUAUUCUACAUAAAGAUAUGUUUUUUCCUUCCUUCUAAUGUUCUUUGAAAAGUGCAAUUUUUAUUAUAUUUUGAGCUUAGAAUGAGUUUUUCUUGAGAGUUUUCUAUCAGUUUUAGUUCAUAGGGGUUCAUUAUUUUGAUCAAGAUGAAGUCUUUAGUGUUCUUGAAAAUGUUGGGGUUGGUGUUUUUUUCUAUGUUAUUUGGUGGUGUGAUGUGUAAGGAGUGUACUAAUAUUCCUACUCAAUUAUCAUCACAUACACUAAGAUAUGAGUUAUUAUCAUCAAAGAAUGAAUCUUGGAAAGAAGAGAUGUAUUCUCAUUACCAUUUGACUCCUACCGAUGAUUCGGCCUGGUCUAAUUUGCUUCCAAGGAAAAUGUUAAAGGAGGAGGAAGAAUUUGACUGGGUAAUGAUGUAUAGAAAGAUAAAGAAUUCUGGUGGUGUUAAAGGGAUUGAUGGUUUAUUGAAUGAGGUUUCACUUAAUGAUGUGAGAUUGGAACCAAAUUCAAUACAUGGAAUAGCUCAGCAGACUAAUUUGGAGUAUUUGUUGCUGUUGGAUGUUGAUAGUUUGGUAUGGAGUUUUAGGAAAACAGCUGGUUUGGAGACUCCUGGUCAACCAUAUGGAGGUUGGGAAGGUCCAAAUGUUGAGCUUCGCGGUCAUUUUGUUGGGCAUUACCUUAGCGCCUCGGCACAGAUGUGGGCUAGCACUCAUAAUGACAGCCUCAAACAGAAAAUGUCUGCUGUUGUUUCUGCACUUUCGGUUUGUCAAGAGAAAAUGGGAUCAGGUUAUCUAUCUGCUUUCCCUUCUGAACUUUUCGACCGUGUUGAAGCUAUAAAACCAGUAUGGGCGCCAUACUAUACAAUACACAAGAUAUUGGCAGGUCUCUUAGACCAGUAUAUGUUAGCUGGUAACGAUCAAGCUUUAAAAAUGACUACGUGGAUGGCCGAAUACUUCUACAACCGAGUGCAGAAUGUGAUAUCAAAGUAUACCAUUGAACGACACUGGCGAUCUUUAAAUGAAGAAACUGGUGGCAUGAAUGAUGUUCUUUAUAAGUUAUACAGUGUAACGGGCAAUUCAAAGCAUUUAGUGCUGGCUCACCUAUUUGACAAACCUUGCUUUCUAGGGCUAUUAGCUUUAAAGGCUGAUGAUAUAUCUGGUUUUCAUGCCAAUACACACAUCCCAGUUGUUAUUGGAUCUCAACUUCGUUAUGAAAUUACUGGAGAUCCCCUAUAUAAGGAAAUUGGAACGUAUUUUAUGGAUAUCGUUAAUACUUCCCACAGCUAUGCAACUGGUGGGACAUCAGUUGGUGAGUUUUGGUCAGAUCCAAAGCGGUUGGCAAGCACAUUACAAACUGAGAAUGAGGAAUCUUGUACAACCUACAACAUGCUGAAGGUGUCCCGACACCUGUUCAGAUGGACAAAAGAAAUGGCAUAUGCUGAUUAUUAUGAACGCGCAUUAACAAAUGGUGUACUCAGCAUACAAAGGGGAAGAGAUCCUGGUGUAAUGAUAUAUAUGCUUCCUCUUCUUCGUGGUGGUUCCAAGGCUCGGAGCUACCACGGAUGGGGAACACAGUUCGAUUCCUUUUGGUGUUGCUAUGGAACAGGAAUUGAAUCAUUCUCCAAGUUGGGAGAUUCUAUAUAUUUCGAAGAGAAAGGGAGUUCGCCGAGCCUCUACAUUAUCCAGUAUAUACCUAGCUCUCUUGAUUGGAAGUCUGGGCAGAUAUUGGUGAGUCAGAAAAUCGAGCCUGUUGUUUCGUGGGAUAAUCGCCUCCAAGUGACAAUUACCAUAUCUUCAAACGGGCAGGCAACUGGUGCAUCUUCAACACUGAACUUGAGAAUACCAAGCUGGACACAUUCAAGUGGCGCAAAGGCAACUUUAAAUGGAAAGGAUUUGUCUCUACCAACACCAGGUAACUUCCUAUCAAUCACCAAAAAGUGGGGCCAAGGCGAUAAAAUCACUCUCGAGCUACCCAUGAGUCUUAGAACCGAGGCCAUUAAAGAUGAUCGGCCUGAGUAUGCAUCCGUUCAGGCAAUUCUCUACGGUCCAUACCUUCUAGCUGGCCAUUCUAGUGGUGAUUGGGAUAUUGAAACAAAGUCAACCACUGUUCUUUCGGACGUGAUAACUCCCAUUCCAGCCGAUUAUAAUUCUCAGUUAAUAUCUCUUAUGCAAGAAUCUGGUAAUGCAACAUAUGUUCUUACAAACUCCAAUCAGUCAAUUCAAAUGGAAAAGUUCCCUGAAGCUGGAACAGAUGCUGCUGUUAGUGCUACAUUCAGACUCAUUUCACUUAACAUGUCAUCUGUUAAGCUUUCAGAACGAAAAGAUUUCAUCGGAAAUCAAGUCAUGUUAGAGCCCUUUGAUUUCCCUGGAAUGUUUAUAUCUCAUCAAGGGCAAGAACAAAGUCUUGGGAUCGCUGCCUCCUCGGAUGAGGGUGGUUCUUUGUUCCGUUUGACUGUUGGAUUGGACGGGAAAGACGAUACAGUUUCUCUUGAGUCUGAAUCACAGAAAGGCUGUUUCAUUUAUACUGGUGUGGGUUACAAAUCCAGUUCAACUGUCAAGCUUAGCUGCAAUUCAGAGUCCUCGGAUGCUGGUUUCAAACAGGCAGCAAGCUUUAAAUUGGGAAAUGGCAUUAGUGAAUAUCAUCCUAUUAGUUUUGUGGCAAAAGGGGCAAAGAGAAACUUUGUUUUGGCACCAUUACUUAGCUUGAGAGAUGAAUCUUAUACUGUGUAUUUUAACAUUCAAUCAUAGAGAGAGUGGUAGCCAGGGAAGUUACUGUUUGUUCCAGAUGACAAUAAAAUCAUAUAUGUUCAACUUCCAAUAUUAUGUUUAGAUAGGAGAAGCUGCUAUGUAUCUAGCCUAUAAUCAUUAAAAUUGCUUGUCUAGUAUUUAUUUUAGUCUUCA